CGGUGUUCUUGCCGGGUCUGGGCCGGGUGGGGCCUCUGCGACGCGGACGCGGGGCGCGAGCUCCGACUGCAGGUGUGGGCGGCUUCCGGACGCCGGCUUCGGCCCGCGGCCUGCGGUGGACGGCGUCCCUUUCGCGGCUUCUCGGGUGGGCGCAGCUGGGCUCGGGCGUCCCUCGGUUCCGGGAGCACGGCCGGCCGGCGAGCCUGCCUGCCUGCCUCGGCGAGGUGGCCCCGAAGGGAGAAGCAGCCCCAGAGCCCGAGGAGCCGGAGGAGCGCCGCAGCCGCGUCCCGGACAGCCCGCCCCGCAGAGGGUAGAAUGGUGGAAUUGGGCUCUGGAGAGUUGACUGCUAAUAGCCGUUUUUAAGGACUUACUUCAAAUGUAUCAUCUCACCACUUCUUGCUAUUGAAGGGGGAUGAACACAUUAGAAAAGCAAAGUGCUCCUUUGGUGGCCUUGACUUGAAAGGGUGCUGGCAGUUGAGCCAACACUGUGCUACCCUGAAUUUACAUAGCACUUUGGCAUAGCAAAAUGAAAUGCAGUGGACCAACAGUGAUAUAACUGAAGGCAGCAACGCCAAAAUAAAGUCAGAUCACUGGUCAGGAAGACUCUCUGAAGAAGGCCUCAUCAGGUCACUGCAUCCAGGCAACACCACUUGGCAGUCGACAGGCUGGCAGUGAGGCUUGUGUCCUGGCACCACGAGCCUGCGGUGGAACUUUCUCAGAGAAGGCAAGUCAAACCACAGCAUUGCACCCAGGGCCUCACUCAGUGCCAGUCAACAGCACUACAUCCUCAGCCUUUUCAUUUGACACGGGUGCUCACUGAGUUGCUGGCCUUAAACCUGUGAUCCUCCUCAUUCAACUGCCAAAGCAUCUGGGAUUUACAGGGAUGGAAAACAAAGUGAAGCAGUAUUUUACCAUGUAUUUCAUCAGGUCUUCUUGAAAUUUAACUAAAAAUAUGCCACCUUUUUCUUCAGACAACUGCUCUUUCCAGUACCAGUUUCGUCAAACAAAUCAGCCUUUAGAUGCUACUUGUCUGGUGUUUUUGAUUGUACUUGGGAAAACAUUUUUAAAUAUUCUCACAUUAGGAAUGAGAAGAAAAAACACCUAUCAAAAUUUUAUGGAAUGUUUUUGUGUUUCAUUAGCAUUUGUUGAUUUUUUAUUUUUGGUAAACAUUUCUAUUAUAUCCUAUUUGAAAGAUUUUGUACUUUUAGGUAUCAGGUUUACUAAAUACCAUAUAUGCCUAUUUGCUCAAAUUAUUUCCUUUACUUAUGGCUUUCUGCAUUAUCCAGUCUUCUUAGUAUCUUGUAUAGAUUAUUGCCUGAAUUUCUCUAAACUCCCCAAGCUUUCAUCUAAGUGUCAAAAAUUCUUUUAUUCCUUUGCAAUCAUUUUAAUUUGGGUUUUAGUCCUUGCUUAUGUUUUGGGAAAUCCUGCUAUAUAUCAAAGCCUGAAGGCACAGAAUACUUAUUCUUACCCAUGUCCUGUCUAUGUCAGCAUUCAGAGUUACUGCCUGUCUCUUUCCAUGAUGCUCAUUUUAUUUAUGGCUUUUAUAACCUCUUCGUCAGAAGUUAUUACCUUGGUACAGGCUAUUCAAAUAACUUCCUACAGGAAUGAAACUGUCUUGUAUUUUCCUUCUUCAUCCCUCCCUAGUUACAUUGUAAACUCUAAAAAAACACUCUUGCCAAAGCUCAUUGUCUGUUUUCUUGGUACCUGGCUACCAUUUGUACUGCUUCAGGUAUUCAUUCUUAUACUUAAAGUACAGAUUCCUGCAUAUAUUGAGAUGAACAUUCCCUGGUUGUACUUUGUCAACAGUUUUCUCAUUGCCACCAUUUAUUGGUUUAAUUGUCAGAAGCUUUAUUUAAGAGAUACCUCAUUACCCAUAGAUCCAUUUGUCAACUGGAAAUGCUGCUUCAUUCCAUUUACAAUGCAUAAUCUUGACCAAAUUGAAAAACCUAUGUCAAUUAUAAUUUCUUAAUAUGUUGUCAUCUUAAAACUACAGCAAUUACAAUAAAAAUCAUAUAUUCCAAACAAGGAAAAUUGGUGACUUCAGGACAUACCAAAAAUGGGACUAAGCUCUUUUUCCCUCUAAUCUUUUAUACUUUUCAGCAUACUUUUGAGGCUAUGAUGUAAUUUAUUAAAUAGUGUUUUCUUUUAAAAAUAAACCAAGGCCAUGAAGUUUUUAUGCCUGUUCAGGAACACAAUUAAUUUGUUACUCAUACACAAGUAAAAUGAGUUAAUAUUUGACCAUAUUGAUGUCUUUGUUGCCUAAAAAUCUGGAUGUAAAAUGUUACAUAAAUUUGAGAUUUCAUUACCAACUUUAAAAUAUGAAUUUAAGUAUUUUUUCUUAUUUAGAAAAAAACAACCAUUUUCUUAAAAUGGUUUCAUAUAAUUCCUAAGAGAAAGAUUAGUUCAGUUGAAACUUAGCUAACUUCUUAAAAUAUACACUUCUGGUCUUAAUGAAAACAUUUUUGGAAGAAGAAAAUGUCAUGCUUCUCAUCUAUGAGAUACGGAGACUUGGGGCUGGGUAAUGGUUUGUUGUGGGGCGGCUGCUCUGCACUGCAGGAUUAGCAGCUCCAACGUGCCUGCCCGCCCUCCACGUGCCAGUGGCACCUCCUUCCACAGCAGUAACAGAACGUCUUCACUCACUGUCAGACCUCCCUUGGUGGGUAAGCAUACUUGCCCCCAUUAACCACUGAAGUAAAACAAUAAUCUGGUCAUUUUAUGAAUUUAGCUGUGCAGAUAUUCUGAUCACCACUUACAGAUAUACUGAAAUGUAUAAACCUAAAAUGGGCAUUUUCAAAACUGCUGUUUUGUUUUUGUGGUUCUGGAGAUUGAACCCAGG
Octodon degus (degu) is the source of this 2836-nucleotide messenger RNA. RefSeq names its product G protein-coupled receptor 160 (gene Gpr160). The transcript is spliced from 7 exons. Lineage: Eukaryota; Metazoa; Chordata; Mammalia; Rodentia; Octodontidae. Gene Ontology annotation, cellular component: plasma membrane; signaling receptor complex. The coding region runs from base 953 to 1969 and encodes 338 amino acids. The record is from RefSeq and is a predicted model, not a curated record.